GACAUUGUGGUUGAUCUUUCAGUUCAAAAUAUGGAUAAUAACUGUUCUAUACAUGAACAAUUUCUUCCGAAAACUGAAGAUCCUUCCCUUGUUCCUGCCCCACUUUCUGAAUCAAAUAUUGAAGCCAUGUCCUCUGGCCUUGAAGACUAUAUUCUUAAGCAUAGAGGCAGUGCUGAAAUAGUUUGCUCUGUUAGAAGAGAAGAUUUGAAGGUUGGAAUGGGACACGCAAGCAACUUAAAAACUGCUAGAAAUGCAGGACAUGUCUUUGACGUGGCAAUUGUAAUAGUGCCUGCAUCGACAGUUCCUUGCUGUUUAAGGGCAAGCUCUCAAACCACAGAGGUUCUGUACUUCCAAAAUUUUUCACCUUCUUCAAUCCCCAAGAUAGCUUUGAGCACAUUGGAAGGCAUCAAAUGGCCAACUUAUGGCUUGAAAUUGAAGGAGAUUUUGGUCGAUGGAGAUGGGUUUGCUGUGCUUCAGUGGGAGGAUUUACCGUUAGCUCACAUGGACAUUGCUAUUCAUAGCUUCUACAUAAAAUAUCCUUCUUGUGGCGGGGACACUUCUAAGCACCCAUGUAUGCAUCUCAGUGCCUGCGGGGAAAGAACUGAAUUUCAAAUAGGCAUCCCCGAAUAUCCAUACACCUUUCUUGGAAUGGUGGGAUUGGAGACUAUAGUUGUUGUGUCUCCUGACACCUAUCAUUCACGUCUUUUUGGCAUGGCGAGAAGACCCCGACUCCUAAAAAUUUUUCUAAACAUGGGAGAUGCCAGGAGGCUGCUGAAAUUCAAAGUGAAGUACACAAGACUUAAACAAAACACAGUCACGGAACUGCCAACAAGACAAGAAACAACUGAGAGGAAGUUUCUCAGAAAAGCAAUCAAGACUGCGCUUGAUGAUUUGAAGACAAAGUAUGCAGGGCUUUUCCUCAGCUCGCAUUCUCGUAAGAUUCAAAAGUAUGCUCCAGACCUUUCAAGAUCUAUUGCCAGUCUCAUAGUAUCAGCUAACGAUCAGGAAUUCCAACGUGAAUGUGCUUCUCUUCUGGGCCUGGACUCAGAGGAUUCUAACCAUGAAACGUUAGAACUCUGCAUCCAAGAAAAGCUCAUGAAAAUAAUAUGCGUGAAUGAUAUGAAAAAAGGAGCAAGGGAUUCGGCACCCAACCUCUUUGAAAGUGAGCCUUUGUAUGAUGAUGACUGCAUCGAAGAUGAUGGUGAUGAUGGUGAUGAUGAUGAUGUUGAUGAUGGCAUUUUAGAUCUUUGUUGAUUUUGAGGAUAAAAUGAAUU
Molecule: messenger RNA, 1274 nt
Organism: Dendrobium catenatum
Lineage: Eukaryota; Viridiplantae; Streptophyta; Magnoliopsida; Asparagales; Orchidaceae
Product: type 2 DNA topoisomerase 6 subunit B-like
Biological process (GO): reciprocal meiotic recombination; meiotic DNA double-strand break formation
Cellular component (GO): condensed chromosome
Molecular function (GO): protein-macromolecule adaptor activity
Source: RefSeq, a predicted model, not a curated record